AUGUCCUCUCAGCCAGCGGAGGCUGCCCCUCCUACCUCUGCUACUAAUGCCGUCCUAGUUGCUUCGGAGCCCGUUCCUGAGGGAACUCAUCAGGUUCAGGGUGUGGACUUUGAGCGUUUCCAAGGCCGCGAUAUUACCGUCGCGGAGAUGGUGGAUAACAUGAGAUACAUGGGCUUCCAGGGCACCGCAGUCGCCGAGGGUACACGCAUUAUGAAUGAUAUGCGAGCCUACCGCCAUCCGGAAUCGGGAGAGAAGGCGACAAUCUUUCUUGGAUACACUUCCAAUCUAAUUUCAUCGGGCCUCCGGGACACCAUUCGCUACCUCGUUCGCCAUCGUCACGUUUCUGCAAUUGUCACCACCGCCGGCGGAGUGGAGGAAGAUUUGAUCAAGUGUUUGGCCCCUACGUACAUGGGUUCCUUCACGGCUCCUGGGGCUGGACUUCGUGCGAAAGGACUAAACCGCAUUGGCAAUCUACUGGUCCCGAAUAGCAAUUACUGUGCCUUUGAAGAUUGGCUGAUCCCCAUUUUGGAUAAAAUGUUGGAGGAGCAAGAAGCCGCCAAAAAGAAGGCUCAACAGACCGGUGAUGAGGAGGAUGAGCUUCACUGGACGCCGAGCCGUAUCAUUGAGCGACUGGGCCACGAGAUCAACCACGAAGAUUCCGUGCUUUACUGGGCCGCGCGCAACAACAUCCCCAUCUUUUGUCCCGCUCUCACCGAUGGCUCCCUGGGAGACAUGCUGUAUUUUCACACCUUCCGAUCCUCCCCACAACGACUGCGAGUGGAUAUCGUGGACGAUGUGCGUCGCAUCAACACGAUGGCCGUCCGGGCCGCCCGGGCAGGGAUAAUCAUCCUCGGCGGUGGAGUGGUGAAGCACCAUAUUGCCAACGCGUGUCUCAUGCGGAAUGGGGCAGAGCAUGCAGUCUAUGUAAAUACAGCCCAGGAGUUCGACGGAAGCGAUGCUGGAGCUCGUCCGGACGAGGCUGUCAGCUGGGGAAAGAUCAAGGCGGAUGCCAAGGCAGUUAAGGUGUAUGCGGAGGCCACCGUAGUCUUCCCGAUGAUGGUUGCAGCAUCAUUUGCUCGGGCCGACCAGUCUCCUGCAGAUUCAGCUGACCAGGCCCAGAACUAA
This is a messenger RNA of Aspergillus bombycis, 1125 nucleotides long. Its product is annotated as deoxyhypusine synthase. Bases 1 to 1125 code for a protein of 374 amino acids. Gene Ontology annotation, molecular function: deoxyhypusine synthase activity. NCBI's taxonomy places the organism in Eukaryota, Fungi, Ascomycota, Eurotiomycetes, Eurotiales, Aspergillaceae. Gene Ontology annotation, biological process: peptidyl-hypusine biosynthetic process. Gene Ontology annotation, cellular component: cytoplasm. The record is from RefSeq and is a predicted model, not a curated record. The transcript has 2 exons.